AUGGCGACCUCGAUAAACCCACUCGACCUUUACCACAACCCAGCCCUCGAUUCCUUGGUCUUCCAAGACAACAACCGCGCGAGGCACAAUGGCACAAACCGCCGGUCUAGUGUGGGGAAUGGCAAUAGCAAUGGGAACGGUGAUGGGAGGCGUCCGCUUUCUCAAAACUUGGACACUGGAGGAAUACACCCACCCCCAACUGCGUCUGAGGUGCCUCGUGGGCCUCCCAUCUCCUAUCGAGCGUUAGGUCAGGGUCAGACCGCCGAUUCAGGUCUCCACCGGUCUUUCUCCCAGAGAGCGAGAGGAAGGCCAUUCCAUCAAGAGGCUUUCGCAGACCUCGAAAAUGACUUUGCCCCAGAGAAUGUCACACCCAAGCAACGGAUUGCGUCCGAACCGAUACGGCCAGACGUUGCGCACAAUGUUUCUCGCAAACCGGCGCUCACAGACGGCUUGCGCGUAAAUACUGCCGAUCUCCAAGGCUCCGGCUCCACAAGAAAACCAAGAAGAGAAAACCAGACGGCUCAUGAUCCGCCUUUCAAAGAGCCCAAAUCCGCGCAACAUUCUCGUCGCACCUCUGACACCAUUGGCCGUAUCGAAGAGCCCGUCUCGGCCGUCAGCAGGUCAAGCGCUUUCCGUGACGAAGCUCAGAGGAGGGAUUGGGCUCCAGAUAGGUCUCCGCUGCAGAAACUCGAAGUAACGCUCAAUGAUAUCAGCAAGGAAGAGAAGCGGGCGAGGGUCCAGGAGGCUGAGAUGCUGUUGCGGGAUCGUGAGGCUGGAAAGGCUCGUGGCGUUGUAAGUUCGCCCCAAGAGGAUCCUUCUUCGAGGAAGCCGGCUGCUUCCGCCACACGGUCAAUGUCGAAACGUGACCGCGAUCUUGAGCCGCAAGCCCCGACUUUGGAAGAUGCAGGUCUGGUCCGAAACCUUAGCACAACUCAGCGACAACGUUUACAACAUAGUACAACUGUCGAUAGCCACAGACCCGAUGUACGAAGCUUAUCCGGGGAAGGCCAAGCAGCGUUUGAAUACACAAAAUCCAGUCCUUUACGGCCGUCCCCUACCACCCAACGACGCCAGUCCACCAGAGAGCACCGAAGACAGAAAGAACCCAGUCCAGAUCAAACAGUCAGUGGGCCGUCAGCCGUGCCGGCGGAAGCAGUAUCCAGGCCACAAAGAGACCGGUCUGCAAGGCAGCAUGAAAUCUCACCGACUGGUGUGGAAGACAAACCUCUAGAUGCUUCAACGGCGAAGGCGCCCCAUCGCAUGUCUGAGCCUCAAGCAAUUUUCGUCAACGCCCGAGAUAACUUGUUGCAACACCAAAGGAAUGCAUCGCAUAAGGCUGCAUUGGAAAAACUCACUGGAGUGUCAGCUCCUGUGACAGCCGCCCCAACCGCCUCUCGCAAGCUCCAAAAGCCUCGGUCAGGAGGCGUGGAUGGAAAUGUUACAUCGACCUCCAGAAUACCGAGCAGAAUACCUGUUCCAAGUUCAGUUAUAACCGCACAAUCUGGCCGGCCAGAACACUACAACCAGGUCAAGGCCGGAGCACCGCAAGUCCAGCAGCAGCCACGGACGCCGCCGAUAGGUCUUGGACUCCACUCCGCACCAAUUCCAGGCAGCCCUCAGUCUCCCCCAGCAAAGCCUGUGGAUGUGACACGGCAAAGGCAGAGGAAGUCCAGUGUGUCCUUCAAAGAGCCGCUGAACAAUCGACCCGUGGAUGAAUGGAAAGAGGCCGGAACAGCGAGGCUUACGGCUAUCGAUUUCUCCACGGAGACUGCGGCACCUGCUGAUAGGGGUAAGACAUGGUGGGAACAGCCUGCUACUUCGUCGGGUCGCAGAAGGAGCAGGUCGUCGAAGAUCUCCGAGCAAGCUAAAGUCCCAGACAUUAUCGACGAGAAGACUGCCGAGUUCAAGCCGAAUCUAUAUCUGAGAUGCGGGCCUCUGCUUCGAUACAAGGGUAUGAGAAGGCAGAAGCCUGAUUUGGGGGCGGCCGAGGAGCGUGAAUUCUGGAGAGGAAGUGUUCUGAUCGUGACUCAGAAUUCCGCAUCAUCCUACGAUCCUGCCCCGACUCUGCGACUCUUCUCUCAACCACAGACCCUACUGCCGCCUCCGCCGCACCACGUCACCACCGAUGAGCUCCAACCAGAAUAUGUCGACCCUAUCGCUGGCCUGACUAAGCCGUCUAGAACCGGAAGGACAUUAUACGUUCGACCCGUAGACCACCUGCAAGAAGGCAAAGACCUUUCACAGAUCGAAAACGAUGAUGGUUUGUUCGAGAGCUCGCCCAGCCCACUCGAGCACAGCGGUCCUCACGGUCCCAUUCCGUUUUCCAAUCACCGAACCCUGGACACAGAUGGUGAGAAGGUUGGCAGAUAUCAGGAAGUGGCUGGCGCUAGACUGUAUGCGGAUCCUGACCGUGAUGUGACCUUCUGGCGAUUCAACCUGGAAGUGGAACUCGUUGAUGAGCAGCAACAUAUCGCUUAUCGCAUCAACCGUGGUCCAUCCGUGGGUUUUUGGGUCCCCGCUCGCGGCCAGACCAUGCACAUGAUGUUCCAUACCUGCAACGGUUUCAGCCUGUCUGUCAACCCGGACAACUUCAGCGGGCCGGAUCCGAUGUGGAGAGAUGUCCUCAACACGCAUCAGACACGCCCCUUCCACGUGAUGAUUGGUGGAGGCGAUCAGAUCUACAAUGAUCGUGUAGUGCUGGAAACCCAGCAUUUUGGAGAAUGGACUAGGCUGAGGAAUCCGUCGCACAAGCACCACGCUCCCUUCACGCACGAAAUGAAAGAAGAAUUGGAGAGCUUCUAUCUGAACAGGUAUGCAAUGUGGUUCUCCCAGGGACUGUUCGGUAUGGCAGCCAGCCAGAUCCCAAUGGUCAACAUUUGGGACGAUCAUGACAUUAUCGAUGGAUUCGGUUCCUACCCCAGCCAUUUCAUGGAGACGCCGGUCUUUUCAGGACUCGGCAAUAUUGCGUUCAAAUACUACAUGCUCUUCCAACACCAGAGCGUGGCCGAGGAGACGACCUCGCAUGAACCUAGUUGGGUUCUGGGCCGGCAGCCGGGCCCCUACAUCAAGCAGCCGAGCAGAAGCGUUUUCAUGCACAUGGGCAAGCACGUUGCGUUCUUGGGCUUGGAUUGCCGGACUGAACGGAGACGUAAUGAGGUCUUGAGUCUGGAGACCCUGGAUACAGCUUUGGACCGAUGUCGCAAAGAGCUGGUCGAGGGAGAGACAAAGCACCUCAUUAUAUUGCUUGGCGUCCCGGUGGCUUAUCCUCGUCUAGUCUGGCUAGAGAAUGUGCUGACCAGCCGUCUCAUGGACCCUGUCAAGGCUCUGGGAAGAGCCGGGAUCCUCAAAGGUGGCUUUCUCAACAAGUUCGAUGGUGGUGUAGAGAUACUGGACGAUCUCGAUGACCAUUGGACUUCCACCAACCAUAAACACGAGCGCAACGAGCUGGUCAAGGACCUGCAGGAUCUUGCAGCGGAAAGGUCUUGCCGCAUCACCAUCCUCAGUGGUGACGUCCACCUGGCCGCGAUCGGCCAAUUUCAUUCGAAUCCAAAGCUCAAGAUCCCCAAGGACAAAGAUCAUCGCUACAUGCCGAAUGUGAUAUCCUCGGCCAUUGUGAACAUGCCACCAUCUGAUAUGUUGGCUGAUAUCUUGAACAGACGGAACAAGGUGCAUCACCUGGACCAUUACACCGACGAAAACAUGAUUCCCAUGUUCACCCAUGAUGUCAAUGACAAGAAACGGAACAACAAGCACCUCCUGCCGAGGCGUAACUGGUCGUCUAUACGAGAAUACAUUCCGGGCUCGACGCCCCCUCCUUCGCCUUCACAUUCGUCUCCAGGGAGUCAGGACGAGUUUGACGACGACGAGGAUAUUGAGGCUAACCCUGACCCUCGGCCACGUCGCUUCUCUUUCACCAAGGACGACGCCAAUCCACGAUCGUUAUUUCGUAGAUUAAGCUCAAGAAACGCGCCUCCCACGUCGUACCGUGACACGAUGUACGAUCCAGGCCACUCAGCAUCUUAUGAUGGCGCGACGCAGGUCCAGAACACAUCGGGCUCCCGCCAGUCUUCGGGUGAAUUUCAUGCCGCUCCCAGGCAACGUGCUUCGUCCUUCGACCACACUUCUUCCGGUACCCCUGUGCGACCGACUGGGACGUUUCAGCGUCGCCCCACGAAUCUCUCCGAGAAGGCGGCGAGGAAGGGUAAUGUACCCGCCAUCGACGCCGAGGGUAAUGAGAUCGACGUCAAUGAUCAGGUGAACCUGGAAGGAGGCCUCGACAUUGUGUUGAACGUGGAAGUGGAUCAGAGAGAUCCGUCCGGCAUCACCAUACCCUACAGGCUGCUUGUACCAGCCUUAUGGUACGACGGCAGCUCUGAUCGUGAAAAGCUUGACGAAUCCACCAAAAUCCAGAGGAGGCCAACCCUGUUGAACAGAUUGGUCGGACUUGGGGGCAAGAAGACACAUCAGAAGCCAUCUGCACAGCAAGAGGGUGACUGGGAUCAGGGGGAGAGUGAAGAGGAGGAUGACACCCCGGAUCCGUACGCUCCGAAAGCUGGAGCUGUACCUCCGCGACGGUUCAGCCUUUUCGGCAGUCGCCGGCAAAAGAAGGAAGAAUAUCACAGCGACUAUGAAGAUGACGACGAGGACGAGCCUAAAAACCCUGUUCCCCAAAGUCGAGAACCUCAGCAACGACAGCAGACAGACAACGGUUUCAGUUCCCACUCAGCAAAUCAAUCUAGACACGAUGAUCAUCGGCUCUCACACAACUUGACUGGGCCGUCCAAUCACGACAAGCUGUAUGACACCCAUAACCCGCCACCGUCAAGUCAUAGUCUGGGGCCUGCGUCUCAUCCAAGUACUCGUCGCUCUUUAACAAUCUCGGGCCGCGGGUCACGGCCGAAUCGUGCUGAGGAAUCAAAUAACGACGUGAAUGUAAACUAUGCAGGUCCACAGCCGGUCGGAGCUCAGCCUCCUGUGUCCAUGCCGCCAACGGCAACCACGACCAACGCUUAUGCAGGCGGGAACUUUCCCCAGCGGCGCCUCAGCAAGCAGGAACGUAUCCUGGGCAUCAACCCUAGCGAUCCGCAACCUAUGGCGCCACCACAGCAGUUGAGAGGCAAUGGCAUCAUUGGCAAGGAUUUCAGGCAGACGUAUGAUCCACCAGUACCCCAUAGCAGUUCCCAGCCACGCGGGUAUACGGGCGUGGAAGCUUACAAGGAGCCCAGAGCACGACCGACCUUCAGUCUCAGAAAGGCACGGGACUGGUUUGAUGGCAGGCCACGAGAAGAGGAGUAUUACGACUAG
Molecule: messenger RNA, 5304 nt
Organism: Cladophialophora yegresii CBS 114405
Lineage: Eukaryota; Fungi; Ascomycota; Eurotiomycetes; Chaetothyriales; Herpotrichiellaceae
Exons: 1
Coding region: 1-5304 (1767 amino acids)
Cellular component (GO): membrane
Source: RefSeq, a predicted model, not a curated record